Molecule: messenger RNA, 2238 nt
Organism: Diversispora eburnea
Lineage: Eukaryota; Fungi; Glomeromycota; Glomeromycetes; Diversisporales; Diversisporaceae
Source: the annotation of a GenBank genome assembly
AUGGCCACAGCUGAAUUAUCGAAACAUCGUUCAAAAUCAAAACGGAGAUCUAUGUCUAUAAAUGUAGAUCGUCUAACAAAUUUUAUGGAAGAUUCUGACAAUGCUGAACCAUCAACACUACCUUCACUAGGAGAGAGUAAUCCUCAUAUUCUUGAUUUGUUACUAAACGAAAGUUUCUCCGAACUUGAAUUGGGUUUAGAACCAACGUCUAAUUUAACUGAAGGAGGAAAUGUUGAGAUCAAUCAUAGUAUCGAAUCAAACGAUUUAUCUAUAAAAUCGAACGAUAAUUUGGAGUCCUCAGUCGAUGGAAAAGAAGAGAUCAAUAAUGCUCUUGUCUCACAAGAUGUUAUCGAAUCUUUAAUUGCCGUUAAACAUGUAGCGCUCUUUGCACUAGAUAGUCUUUUACAUCAAAUUGUAUCUGAUCAAACUUCUGCUUUAACAUUACAACAUUCAACAACAAAUAAUUUAAGAAAUGAUACAUCAAGAAGACGUUAUUCUUUUAGUCAUGCACCUCUCUCAACUAGUUCAGGUAGUACAAAUAGAACAAGAUCACAAUUAUUAGCAGAUAUUGCUCAUAAUGCAACAAAAUUAGGUAUCAAUAGUGAAAUGGAACAAAUAGAACCAAGGCGUCUAUCUUCACCUGACAUUAUUACAAUUAACAAUAUUCGACAUCAACUGGAUUCUAACAGUCCUUUUAUACCUAAUGAUGAUUAUAGUUUGGCAUGUACUUUAGCCGCUUUGCUUGGUUAUUUAUAUAGAAUUUUGGAGUUAUGUGAACCUAAAAAUUCUGAACCAAAUUCUGAAACAGAUCCUGAAACAAAAUCCGGAACAUCUACGAAUUCGUACAAUGCAAAUGUGAUUUUGUCUAAUGUUUCAAACGAUAAAGAUAUAUACAACACAUUACACAAAGAAGUUACAAAUUUGCAAGAUCGAAGUGCAACCUUAAGUUUGCAAAAGAAUGUAGCAGAUGAACGUCUUGCAACAUGGAAUGAAAUUGAUCGUUUAAUGGAAAUAGUUGCAAGUCUAUGCAGGGAUCGAUCGAAUAUGGAUCCUCCUCCAAGUUAUUCUAAUGAAUUUUAUAGCUUUAAAGAAAAUGAAGAAGUAACAAGCAUUGAUCCGCCCAAAUAUUCUUCUUUGAAUAUAAGGGUAGUUAACGAGAAAACACAGCGAGAUCUAGAAAAUGUAAUAUCGGCGAUAGAUCGUGUUUAUGAUGUCGUACCUCAACUUAACAAUCAACGAGUAGAACUUAAUUCUCGACAAAAAAGAGAAUUAACUGCUGCAGCUUUAUCAACUGCAAUUCAAAAAUUAUCUCGAGGUCGAUUAGAGGAGCAACGCGCAGAAUCUUCAACAAUUAUUAAAUAUCAGACAUUAAACCAUCUUGUUGAUCAAAUUAGUAAGGCAGCAGAAAGAAGUUUUGUAGAUCAACGUGUAGAACUAAGUCCCCGUCAGGCUCGUCAUAUUGAAGUUGCGAAAUUAAACGGGGUAAUCGAACGUUUAGAGAAAAAUCGAUUGACAAAUCAGGAUUGGUAUCCACCUGAACAACUCCUUAUUCAAGAUUUAACAAGGUUAACCAAUGAAUUGGCUAAAAAUUCAAUUAAUCCUGCUUAUGAAUUACAAAGAUAUCAACUUACACUUGAUAAAGAAAAGAACAUGUUCAUGAAUACUGUUCUCAAAAGAAUUGAAAAGUUACAAUCAUAUCGUUUAAAUGAUCAAGAUGCUGAUCCACCUGAAGAGCGAAAAGAACGUGUAUUGAAAGAAAUUGAAGCCAUAAUAGAUAAACAACUGCAUAGUCCUUCUAUGAACAAUCAACGCGCAACAUUAAGUUCCAAAACAGUUCAAAAUGUCACAAGAGUUGAGAAAGCUGAAAAACUUUUAGAGGCAAAUACAACUUUUAGUCGUCCUUCUGAUGAUCUUUUAGAUCGUAUUGUGGUUGCGACUUCCAUAACUAGGAGGUGUGAUGCUUUUAGCUUGUCCUCUGACAGAUCUUUUAGAUUGUUAUGGUUCUCUAGUUCUCUAGGCAUUAUUUCUAGAUUUGAUCAAACGAUAAAUGUGAUUCUCUCUAAUUGUCAUGAACGAAUAUAUUCCGAAACAGAAGGAGUAGAAAGAAUGAAUCUUGGAUUAUAUAUAAUAAGAGGUGAUAACAUAGUAUUAAUUGGAGAACUUGAUCAAGCACGCGAUGAAUCAAUAGAUCUUUCGGAAAUUCGAGCUGCACCUAUUAAUGAUAUUUCAAGACGAUGA